Molecule: messenger RNA, 575 nt
Organism: Selaginella moellendorffii
Lineage: Eukaryota; Viridiplantae; Streptophyta; Lycopodiopsida; Selaginellales; Selaginellaceae
Product: probable ubiquitin-conjugating enzyme E2 33
Exons: 4
Coding region: 1-390 (129 amino acids)
Source: RefSeq, a predicted model, not a curated record
AUGUGGUCAGUUUCAAGUAUUCUUACGGGAUUGCUGUCCUUCAUGAUGGAUAAUUCUCCCACGACUGGAAGUUUAACCACAAGCGACGAGGAGAAACGGCGCCUCGCUCGAUCAUCGCUUGCUUUCAAUUGUCAAAAUGUGACGUUCAGAAAAAUGUUUCCAGAGUACAUCCAAAAACAGGCCGAGAUGCAGACGCUUUGCGAGCAAAAAUCAGAGCAACAGCCCGUCAACAAGCCCGGCGAGCCGGAAAACACAGUGGCAGAGAAUCGACGCAACAAGGAUCACAACAGGCAUUUCAUGUUCCCAGGUUGGCUCGGGGCAAUUCUGUUAGCUCUCUUGUGUAGUAUAAUGGCGUUGCCGCUGCUUUCAUUGGAUCUAACCAAGCAGUGAUGGGAAGUUCUUCGUGUGGGAUUUUUCUUCGCGAGCAAAGGGUCUGAUUUUCAUAUAAUCUGCCAGUGUUGUUCUAAAGCAUUACAAAUCCGUCCUAUGCAGCACGCUGCACUCAAAGGAUACUCUGACACUGCACAGUUUCAUGCUUGUAAUGAAAGGAAAAGAAAGAUUUUUUAAGCUCUUUA